CUAAAAAGAGAAGCGGGCAAAAGCUUCUUGGAUGAUACUCCCCAAAGCGCCAAAGCCUGUCUGAUCAGGAAGUGGUGUCCCCCACAAUCUGCUUAAAGGGUGCAUCCAGGGAAUGAGCUGGGCUACCAUCCUGACACUGCAGAAGACAUGUAAAACCUCCUCAGCCUAAACAGACCCAGGAACGCUUCCCCUUUGAAGGGCGUUGCCAUGGAGGAACCCUCCUUGACCUCUGGUGAAGACGGCUACUAUCCGGUGAAGAAAGGAGAGACAUUCAAUGGAAGAUACCACGUGGUCCAAAAUCUGGGCUAUGGGUACUUUUCAACAGUCUGGCUUUGCCAAGAUGCUGGGAAAAAGAGGUGUGUGGCUGUGAAGGUUCCCAAGGGAGGGGAGAAUUUUGCUGAGGCAGCCCUGGAUGAAGUCAUGCUCCUUCGCUAUGUGAAUAGCAAGAGGAGGAAAGACCGGGGCAGCGAUUACAUCAUCCACCUUUUGGAUGAUUUCAAAAUGAUCGGAGAAAAUGGUUUCCAUGUGUGCUUAGUGAUGGAGCUCCUGGGACCUUCGCUGCAGACUGUGCUGAGCAUCCGAGGCUCCCAAGGCCUCCCUCUGCCCUUUGUCAAGAAGGCCAUGCGCCAGAUCCUCCAAGGUUUACAUUUCCUGCACAAGGAGUGUCGCAUCAUCCACACAGACAUCAAACCAGACAACAUCUUGCUGUAUGUUACCAAAGAAAGCCUGCACAACAUGGUUUCUUUCCAACACAGCCUGGGAGUAAACCACAAACCCAGGACAGGAGACAGCCCAGCAGCUCUUCUGGACUGCGGCAACCUAAUGAAAAUGGGAGUGAAAAUUGCAGACCUGGGAAGUGCAUGCUGGACCUAUAAGCCGUUCUCCAAAAAGAUCCAGACCCAGCCCUACAGAGCUGUGGAGGUUCUCCUUGGAUUAGAUUACAGCACCCCAGCUGAUAUUUGGAGCGCAGCCUGUUUGGCUUUUGAACUGGCAACUGGAAAGCACCUUUUCAAACCUCAAGCCGGCCAGCAUUUUUCCAGAGAUGAUGAUCAUGUGGCUCGGAUCAUUGAACUCCUGGGCAAAAUCCCACCCAAAAUUGCUUUGCUUUGGCAGCAGACGUCCACUUUCUUCAGCAGGCAAGGGGCUCUUCUCCGGAUGUCCUGGAUCUCUUUUUACGACCUCCAUCACAUCCUCGUUGAUAAAUACAGCUGGCCAAAGCCUCAGGCUACCCACUUCACCAGUUUCGUCCUGCCCAUGCUGGAGUAUGCCCCAGAAAGACGGGCAAGGGCUGAGAAAUGCCUUCAGCACCCCUGGCUCAGCCACUAGGACUGCGUCUUCCGACUUCCUCUGCUCCUCCAGCAGAGAUACAGCUAGUCCUCGACUUACAACAUUCAUUCAGUGACUGCUCAAAGUCACAACAGCAGUGGAAAAGGGAAGUUACUUGUGACCAUUUUUCGCACUCGUUUGCAGCAUCCCCAUGAUCACGUGAUCAAAAUUUGGACAGUUAGCAAACUGGCUCAUAUUUAUGAUGGUUGCAAUGUCCUGGCAUCACAUGAUCACCUUUUGUGACCCUUUUGACAGGCAACGUCAAUGGGGAAGCCAGAUUCAGAUUAACAACCGUAUUGCUAAUUUAACAACUGCGGUGAGCCACUUAACAAAUGUGGCAAGAAAGGCCCAAAAAUGGGGCGAAACUUAACAACUCCCAUGUUUAACGAAGGGGAUUUGGGGCUCAGUUGUGGUCCUAAGUCGAGGACUACCUGUAUGGAAAAAGCAGGCAAAUAUCCCCUUCAGAACAAUUUCUUAGGACCAAACUAGCUAUGAUAUUAGCUGUGUGAAUUUCAGUUUCCCGUUUAGGAUAAGGCUGGGAUGGCAAACCUAUGGCUCGUGUGCCAGAGGUGUCAUGUAGAGCCCUCUCUGUUGGCACGCGCGCCAUCGCCAGCUGCUCUUCUGGUUUCUGGCCAGCUUGUCUUUGCAGGCGCCAGAGCGCCAGAAAACAGCCUGAAAAUAGUCAGAAAAAAUGGCUAAAAACGGCAAAAACACAGGCCGUUUUUCAGGCCUUUUUCAGGCCGUUUUUUGGGCUAUUUUUGGUCUGAAAAAUGGCCUGAAACUAGCCUGAAAGUGCCUGAAAAACGGCCAAAAAACAGGCUGUUUUUUGAGCCGCUUUCAGGUUGGUUUCAGGCCUGAAAAAGGCCUGAAAAUGGUCCGAAAAACAGCCUGAAAAUGGCCAAAAAUGGCCCUAAAACAGGCAUGCGCGUGCCAGCAGCUGGUCUUCAGAUUUCCGGAGCAUGCACCUGCACGCACGUUCUCGUUUGGGCACUUGGUGCCGAAAAGGUUCGCCAUCACUGGGAUAAGGUCUACUGCAGCUUUCCAGUAAAAAAGAGUAAAGCAAUAUAUAUAUAUGGUUUUUUUUUCUUCUAGCCAGGUUUUCCCUACGUAACCAAGGUUUUUCUGCAGCCCCAGCUCAGUAGAAUCACAUCCACUCGAUUCUGGGCUUUUUUCUUUUCUAACAGCUAGCAAGCUCUUCCUGCUAGGUGGGAGACCUAUAUAGAUCUAUUUCUAGCUCGUUUGCUUUCAUCAGUAGGCCACACCCAUAUCUUAUGUAUCCUCCCUGUAAAGAUACAGUAUCAAUUUUCUUACUUCUUCGUAGGGUUUAUGUGUGUUUUUCUUCUAGCCAGGUUUUCCCUACGUAACCAAGAUUUUUCUGCAGCACCAGCUGUAGAUACUAUACCUUUACAGGGAGGAUACAUAAGAUAUGGGUGUGGCCUACUGAUGAAAGCAAACGAGCUAGAAAUAGAUCUAUAUAGGUCUCCCACCUAGCAGGAAGAGCUUGCUAGCUGUUAGAAAGGAAAAAAGCCCAGAAUCGAGUGGAUGUGAUUCUACUGAGCUGGUGCUGCAGAAAAACCUUGGUUACGUAGGGAAAACCUGGCUAGAAGAAAAACACACAUAAACCCUACGAAGAAGUAAGAAAAUAGACUCUAUAUAUAUAUGGAAAUCCCUUUGGAAAGGAAAGGUUGGGUGGUUUCAGAUAGAGGAAUUUUAAUAAUAUCAAUCACAGUCCAGCCAUUCUAGUAUCUCUUCCUGCAACGUCUUUUCCUUGGGAAGAAAAAUGACAAAAGUCAUAGGAGCAACAAGGGAGGUUUACAAAGAGGAGAUAUUCUGUAAAAAUCUAUGGCUGAGCCAACUGCAUUUUUUUUAAAAAAAAAAAAAAAGGAGGAAGGGAAAUAAUUAAAUUGCUCUUCCUCACUUUCCAUGGUUCUUGAUCUGCUCUAAGUUCUUCAAGGUUGUAAUAUACAUAACAAAACACAUCAUUAACUGCGCAUACAAACUUAAAUAUCAUUACUAGUUUGAUUUUUUUUUAUACAUUGGGAUGGAGGCCAACCACAUUAUGGUUUAGUAAUCUCGGACAAGGGACUCAAUGGCUCAGUGGCUAAGAUGUUGAGCUUGUCGAUCGAAAGGUCGGCAGUUCGGCGGUUCGAAUCCCUAGUGCUGUGUAAUGGGGUGAGCUCCCGUUAUUUGUCCCAGCUUCUGCCAACCUAGCAGUUCGAAAGCACGUAAAAAACGCAAGUAGAAAAAUAGAGACCACCUUUGGUGGGAAGGAAACAGCGUUCCGUGUGCCUUUGGCAUUUAGUCAUGCUGGCCACAUGACCACGGAGACGUCUUUGGACAGCGCUGGCUCUUCGGCUUUGAAACGGAGAUGAGCACUGCCCCCUAGAGUCGGGAACGACUAGCAUAUAUGUGUGAGGGGAAUCUUUACCUAAUCCCGGACAAUCAUUGCUAGGGUGAGGAGCUUUCCUUUGUCGGUUAGUUCAGUGUUCAACUGUUCUGACACAAAGAAGAAGAAAAGCACCUGAGGGCAGGACAAAAAGUAACGCACAGAAAGUUUUCAAAGAGAGGAAAGUUUUCAAUCUAGAAUUAAGUAGAAAUUUCCUGACAGUUACAACAUUUAAUCAGAGGAACAACUUGCCUCCAGAAGUUGUGAAUGCUCCAACAUUGGAAGUUUUUAAGAAGAUACUGGAUAACCAUUUGUCUGAAGUGGUGUAGGAUUUCCUGCCUGAGCAGAGGGUUGGACUAGAAGACCUCCAAGGUCCCUUCCAACUCUAUUAUUCUCUAUUCUGAUAGCUGGGAAGUUUUUGUUUUUAAUGGCAUUAUAGCUAAUCUGCUUUGUACACAGAAACCUUCUGUAUCAAACUUACAGAAACGCCCUGAUGCCAUGAUGCUUAAGAAAGAGACUGCAUUUGCCUAGAAUUUGCUUAAUGACCAUGAUUUUAUUUUAAAAAUUGUAAAAUUGAGUGUGGUCACAUGGCGAUUCGCUUAACAACCAUCAUGAAAGUCAUUGAGACUGCAAUUAUGUAAGUCAUAAGCCAAGGACUACCUGUAUCUAUCCUCACCCACAAUCUACCUUAUAUUGUAGGAGGCUGUCAAAAAAUUAGAAAUCUUAUAGCAUCCUUUCCAACUAAUCAAUCUUAUUAAAAGGCCUGAACUGUUCUGAGCUUCAGUGUACUUCAUCUUGAUGCAUAGAGUAGCUAGACUCCUGUAGCAUUUCAAUUGGGAUAACCAUGAUGGCGCAGUGGUUAGAAUGCAGUAUUGCAGGCUAACUCACUGCUGACUGCCAGCAGUUCGAUCAUGACUGGUUCAAGGUUGACUCAGUCUUCCACCCUUCCGAGGUGGGUAAAAUGAGGACCCAGAUUGUUGUGGGGGCAAUAGGCUGUCUGUAAACUGCUUAGAGCAGGCUGUAAAGCACUGUGAAGCGGUAUAUAAGUCUAAGUGCUAUUGCUAUAUAAAUCUAAAUGCUAUUGCUAUAAUGAGAUGAGACGGGAAGACAGAUUGGAUGUGCAGGUUUCAUGAGAGGUAGAUUAGGCAUACCUUUAUCAAUUCACCUUUGUAGUUGUUGAAAAGCCACUGCGUUGUGUUGGUAAGCAUUUUUCUGUUCCUGCUAAUUUUGCAUGUUUCCCAGAAUUUCUGAUAUCUCCAUCUGUACUCUUCCCUGAUUUAACAUGCUGGUUUCAAUUAUGUGGGGAAAAAAAUAGCCUUAUUAAAGAUCAAUAACUCAUAA
Molecule: messenger RNA, 5053 nt
Organism: Pantherophis guttatus
Lineage: Eukaryota; Metazoa; Chordata; Lepidosauria; Squamata; Colubridae
Source: RefSeq, a predicted model, not a curated record